Molecule: messenger RNA, 507 nt
Organism: Dicrocoelium dendriticum
Lineage: Eukaryota; Metazoa; Platyhelminthes; Trematoda; Plagiorchiida; Dicrocoeliidae
Source: the annotation of a GenBank genome assembly
AUGCGAAGCAGAGAGCACUUGUUCAGCUGUGAAACGGCGGACGGGAUCCCGCCUGAAGUAUUGAAACAUGGCAGACCCGCGUUGUUGACAGCGCUGCACCACUUGGUGCAACGCGUAUGGAUUGAGGAGGAGGUGCCUACUGAGCUGAAGGAUGCCCUUGUGCUACCACUGUACAAGGGCAAAGGGAGCAAGCAAUGCUUCACGAAUUAUCGUGGCAUCAACUUGCUGAGUUGUGUGGGCAAGGUGAUUGCCCGAAUCCCGCUCAACCGCCUCGUCAGUCAGGUUGUGGAACCUAACGUGGCGGAAGAGCAGUGUGGAUUCCGUUCGGGUCGCAGCACUAUAGAUAUGGUGUUUGCGGCUCGUCAGUUGCAGGAGACGUGCAGAGAACGACACCAGCCAUUGUACUCGCUGUUUGUUGAAUUCACCAAGGCAUUUGAUACGGUGAACCGCGAGGCAUUGUGGCUGGUGUUGGGUAAGUUUGGUUAUCCGAGUAAGUCUGAAGUUUAA